GAUCAAGAUGGCGGCGGGUGGUGGUUACCUGUUGCUCCUCACCUGUCUCGUGGGUCAGCUUCCCCUGGAGCUUACUCAUCUCCCUGAGAAGAGAAUUCCACCUGAGGAGAAUGCUCACAGACAACAGAACCAAAUCUCCAUGGAGGGCCGUAGAAGUGACCCCCCUCCCAGAUUGCAUGGAGGUCACCCAAGGAAAGUGCCACAGUUCCCUGGAGGAGAGCAGCUGAAAAGCAACCAAUUGCAGCUCAGGCGUAAGCGUUACAAUUCCCAUGCUUUACAUUCUGUAGGCGAUGAAAACCGUUUAAAGAAUGAGGAUGCAGUGACUGGACACAAAGAAUAUUAUUUGCCCAGACCGCCUCCUAGAAUGCAUCCACAUGUGUAUGAAGAUCCUGUCAAUCAUGGUGAAGAGGAAGUUAUCAGAGACGGAUCCAGAGAAGUUAUAAUUCCUGAAUCUUCAUUUGGAGUCACUCCACAUAUAUAUCAAGAUCCUGCUUUUCGAAAUGAAUGGGGCAUGAAUCGUCGAAGAGGCCAGACUUUGAACAGAAUGCCACAUUAUGAGUCAUUUGAAGAGAUAUUUACAGACUUAGAAGAUGAAAAGUUGAGGCAGGCUAGUAAGCACCACAACCUUGAACAUGAACGUGAGCAUGAACGUGAACAUGAACAUAGACAUGAACAUAAACAUGAGCAUAGACAUGAGCGUGAACAUGGACCUACUAUUGAGCAUAAUAAUUAUUGGAUAGUUGGGCAAAGACGCUUCAGAAUGAUUGUUAUCAUUAUUUUAGCUGUUAUCGUGAGUUUUAUUGUAUUGUUGAUAUUGACCUGGUUCCUUCUUCCAAAAAAGAAUGUAAAGAAAGUAAAGAAAACAAGUGGCAAAAAAUGACAACAUAAAUGAGGAAUUUGAACCAUGUCAGGAUGGAAACUCAACACUAUCCAGUAAGGACUGGCAGCAUGGAAACUAGCCCUUUAAUCAAUUCACAAAGUCUAUUUUGUUGGUGUGUAACUAUAUAAACAAAAAACUUUUCAUACUCACUUUGUACUCAAUUGUUAUUGAGUAGAUCUGAGAAUGUAGUAUUAUUGAAAUUAGAGAAGUGAUCCUAAUUUUUGGAAAUAAAUCUAGAAACCACAAAAUCAUUACAGAAUGGAAAGGCGACAGUAGGUCUGUCAAGCCCAUGCCAGCUCUCUGCAUACCCAUCCCA
Chiloscyllium plagiosum (whitespotted bambooshark) is the source of this 1196-nucleotide messenger RNA. NCBI's taxonomy places the organism in Eukaryota, Metazoa, Chordata, Chondrichthyes, Orectolobiformes, Hemiscylliidae. The record is from RefSeq and is a predicted model, not a curated record.